CAUUAAAGCGCGGGAAGUGAUUCAAAAACCAAGAUGGCCGGUGAAAGAAAUCAAUGGUGGCCUUGUAAACUGAAAUAUUUAGAGGCAAAUUACGAGCGAUGUAAGUUGAAAGUUCGUCAAGAUUCAUUAUAUUGUAAACUGUUUAUUCUCGAGUAUCAAAAUCGCUUGGAAGAAGAGAAAAGAAUUACUUUGAAAUAUGAAAAAAAUGCCGUUUGUCAACGACUACAACAAGCCGAGGUGAGUCAGUUAAACUAUAAUUAUUGUUUACAAAUAUGACGGGUGUAAUUUGCAGAAUGUCCGAAAGGGUUGUGGUUAGGUUCGCGUUCUGCAUUCUGAAAAUUUCACUCGCCGUUUACAGAUACAUGGUUGAAUACUUGAAUUUGAAUAUUAUUGAUUGUGUUUAUUUUAUUUUCUUACAGUCAGAAAUGAAUGCACGUUUCACUUUGACUCGCUAGAUAAUAGUUUACAUAUAUUAUAUAUUGCUAUGAGACAAAAUCAUUGUAAAAUGUCUUUAAUUUCUUCAUAUAUCCCCCUAGUAUUGAUGACAUACACUGUAUGUAGAAAGAUUUACUGUCCUUGAUUAAUCACUGAAUGCAUACUUUAAUCAAAACAUUUAAACAUGAUAUCCAAUACCCAAUUACUAUUUAUUCAUUCCAGAAAACAUCCAUACCACCCCCACAGAGGAAAUAGGAAGAUAACCCCCCUACCUCCUUUGGAUGUCCUAAUACAUUUACUAUUAUCAGAAACAAUUUUUUCUCCCCUCCCCCUCCGGACGGCAGAAAUUUCCUCCGUGGGGGCAGGGUUUUUUUCAGGGCUUUUUUAGGGCUGUUAAACUCAACUCAAUCUUGAAUUGAGUUUUGAAACUCAAUCUUCUCACCAAAGUUUCAGUGCAGUAAAAAUGAAGUUGUUUGAGUUAAAUUUGUGACGUGUGGAAAUUAGUUUUCAGUUGGAAACCCGACAAUUAAAAAAAAAUGACUGGAAUUCAUCUCACAACACAAGAAAAACUAUGCAUUUGCCAUCUUUGGGAGGUGCAGCCAUCCCAGCUGUUCAGCUAAACUCAAUCUUCUCUGCAAAAACGGACCCAAGAGAAAAUCCUGAAAAAAAACCCUGGGGGGGGGGGGAGUAUGGAUCUUUUCUGGAACGAUCCAUUUCCAUCGGAUCAUCACAUUAACUUCAAUCAUGGGAACCCAACCUAGUCAUGAUUCUAGCCCAACUGAUGACAUAUAUUUACAGUAUAUGUCACUUAAUUCUGUGGUAUGAGACAUUGAGGUAGCUUAUGUCUUGUAUCAUCUAAAUUUGCUGUAAAUCAGUUCUCUUGACCUUGUCCAGCAAAAACAUCUGGAACUUACAAAUGAGAAGGAAUUGGUGGCCAAGAAGGCGGUUGGAGAUUUCACCAAUGUGGAAGGUGAAUGGAAGGCCAAAACAGACAAACUAAUCAAGGAAAUUGAGUCUUUACAGGUAUAGAAAAUAUCAUUGAAUACUUUGCCUUAAUUUUGCAGUUGUCAGUUUAGUAAAAACAGUUCACAAUAUACAUGUAUAUACUGUUUGAACAUAGUGUAUAUCUUACUAGGAAGAAAGAGAAAAUGAAAUAAAAUCUAAAGAUGACUAUAUCCUUGAACUAACUAAGGAACUACAAGUUUUGAAAAAGCUGUCUCAAUCAAAGGUCUGUUCUGUUUUUACUUUCUAGUGUCUAAUUGAGUUGUGUGAAGUUCACUUAUCUCCUAAAGUGUCAGAUGUGUAAUCCUCACUUAAAAUUGUGCAAUGUGUUGUAGUGAAUUAAUGAAAUAUUUACAUUGAAAGGAGAGAAUGAAAUAUUUAAAUAAAAUUAUAUAUUAUGAUAUAUUGAAUAAAAUAUUUAAAUGCCCUAUGUACUUCUGAGAACCAAUGAGUAAUAAAGUUUAUUGGUGAGCAUUUUUGUGCAGCAAAAAUUCCAGCUGCUGAUAAUUUCAUGAAUUGUCAGUUGUGUUUUUUAUGAUAUGAAAUGAGUUAUGCCAAAGACAGAGGCUCAUAUUUUUUUCCUGAUGAACAGUGUAUAAACUAUGUUGUCAUUUUUGUAACCAAAGAGAGACGAAGUCAAUUAUAAUUUUGACAGAACUAUAGCCAAUAUUCUUGAAAGACAAAAGGCAUAGUGCAUGAAUUGAAUGAAUGAAUGAUGUAGCAGUGCUAAAUUUCAUGAUCUCUUGCACUGUCAAUGAGACAAUCAGUGGAGAAAACAACAGAAUGAUCAUGUCAGAGAAGCCUGCAUGAUAGCUGUUUACAGAGAAACAAUAUUCAUGAAUCUCUGCAAGGCCAGACAAAGCCUCUAUUAACCAUGGUACAUGCAAACCAUUUUUGAAUCUGUGAAGCCCAAUAUUUUUUUUAAUAAUACAAAGAGUAUCACAAUGAUUCAGAACAUCGAUCGUGAUGAAUGUAUAAAAGACUGUUUUUUGGCAGCUUAUUUUGAUGACUGAUUAAUUUGGUAUAGGAGCCCCAUGCAGCAGGAAAUACUGAAGAGCAGCCGGGUAAUAAAAGAAAAUUGGUUAAGACUAAAGGAACUCAAGAAUUGCGUAAACAGAACUGCCAAAAUAGUACUACAUCGAAUAGUAUUGAAGCUCAAUAUCCCGAUGACAUUGUUCCUGAAGAAACAAAAACAGUUUCUGAGAAUAGGAAAGGAAACUGUGACGUUGGGAGUUCUAAUCUGGUAUCAGAUAAUAUCGAGAAAUCUGAGACGUCAGAUGGAGAGAAAUUGUUGGAAAGUGAAAUUGGUUCUGUUUUGGAAGUCACAGAAGAGAUGUUAAAAAGUUGUAGAAGACGUUCAGUUUUGAAAAAAAAGAAACCCGACGUUUGUGGUCUUGAAGAUAACAAUUAUGAGUGGAGCGAUUGUACCAACAAGGACACAACACGGAGGAAAAGAAGAGUUACUUUCAAUGGCGAGUUGGAGUUUAAGUUACCUGAUGGGAGUAAAGAAAUCGCGGAGUUGGUGAACGAUGAUUCUAGUGAGCAAUUAGAAUCACAUGAUGGGCAGAAUGGAAGGGAAGAUGACUUAGAAGUGUUUGAUGAUAUUCUUUCACGUGAAACGCACGUUCGUGGAGAAGGACUGGAUACUGGAUGUAAUGCAUUGGAAAAGGGGAGUAAAAUGGCUGGAAUGAAAACAUGGAAUUUGGAAGGAGAGGAUCGAAAAGAUAAUAAAUUGAAGAAUGAGAUGGAAUCUUGUGAAGUUCGUGAAGGUGAAGAAUCUUUGGAGAAUGUAGAUACUCGAAUGAACGAUGGUUUGGAUAAAAACCCGGAUGAAAGAAAGCGAAAGACAGACUUGAGAAAGAAAAGCAAAAAGAAGGAAGGAAAUAAAAUUGUUGUUCAACAGGAAAGUGUAAAAAAGAAUCAAAGAGUGGCAGUUGAUACUGAGAUUGAUGGAGAAAAUGAUAAGAAUAGUGGAGAUAAAGAAAAAGAUAAAAUAGAAAAGAUAAAAGGUGGUGAAAACAGAAGAAUUUCUGUGGAGACAGAUAUUUUGUUAUCCGCCGAUCGUCAGUGUCAGGACGUAAAGUUAAAGUCUGGCCAUGAAAAUACUGUUGAGACUACCAAGACCCCCAAAACUGAAAAUAAAGUGGAGUCUGAGAAAAGUAAUUCUAAUGAGGCAGCAAAUGCUCAACUUGGAGGGACUGGAGGACGCGAGGUAAACUACGGACCAAGAAGAGGGCUGAGACGAGAAGCUAGUGGUGCUAAAAAACCAUCUAAAAGAUUACUGGAUGUAUUUGGCAAUGAAGUUGAUGGUAACGAAGAACCUCAGAACAGUCAGAGUAAGGAGAAAUCACGAAGAAAUAGAAGGGAAAGUAAGACGAAAACGUCCAACGCAGUCGCAAGAAAUAAAUUAGUUGAUAUUCCAAUUUCAAAUGAAACUUUUGAAAAAGAAGAUCUUGAAAAACAACGAGAUGAGAGUCUGAAAGAUGAAGCAGCGUUCGAGAAUGGAGAUGCAAGUGACAACGAAAAUAAAUCACGAACGAGAAAGACACGAACUAAAAAAGCAUCAGGAAAAACGAUGAAGACUAGAAAAUAUGCGGCUAAGAUUGAAAAUGAAGUGGAAGGAACUUCAAGAAAACGCCGUGGCAAAAGAGGACGGGAGGAAACUACCAAAGAAACGAGAGAGUCGUUGUUGGCAAUUGAAAAUGAAGAAGAAAGUAAAAAUAAAGAAAUGGAAGAGCACGGUAGAAAGAGUAGUGAAGAAGAGAACUGUUCACCAAAACAGUUGUCCCCACUCCCAGGUGAAGUUGAAUCUUCUGCAGAUUCGAAGCGUGUAGAAGUUGCAGAUGACGCUGAAGAAGAACAAAAGAUAGUCGAUAAAAUAUGUGGAGAAGAAGUUAAGGAUGACGUUAAACAAGCGCAAAAUAUGGGGGAUGAAAAGUACGGUAAAGAAGAGGACGGACUCUUGAUUGAGAAGAAAAAUGCUGUAAGAAGACGAAGUCGAAGGAAGACCCAAGAGAAAAUAAAUAAAAUGGAAGAUCCAAAUAUUUUUGAUGGGAUAAAGGAAAGGAAACCAAGUCUUAGAUCAAAGAUGAGAAAAACGCUCGAGCUUGAAAAUGAUGAAGAGAAUAAUCGUGAUGGAAAACAGAACUUGAAUGAAAACAGGGAGAAUGUACAUGAUUGCGUAGAAAUUGAUGAGAAAAUCGGCAUUGCAGAGGAAAAUGAAGAACAUGUGAAUGAAAGUGAAAGAAAGAAAGCGAAAGUAAACAGCGUAAUUGCGGACAAGAAAAGGAAAACUAAUCUUAGAUCGAAGAAGAGAAAAUCAUCAGAGCUGGAAAUCGAUGAUGAUGGUAUCCAAGACGUGAAUGAAAACAAUGAGGAUGAAAAGGCAGAACAAGUAAACGAAACAAAAGUAAGCAUGUUAGAUGAAGUAAAGAAACGAAAAACUACUCUUAGAUCUAAGAAAAGAAAAUCACCAGUUCCUGAAAUUGACGUCGGUGAAAUUAUGGAUCUCAACGAGGAAGAUGUAAGAGUAGAGAAUGGAGAAACCAAUGAAAGUUUACGUGAAAUUAUUGAGAAGGAGAUAGACAACAAGAGGCAAUCAGGAAAGAACACGAAGUCGGCUAAAAGGAAGUCAGAUACUGUUGUAGUAAACUCUGCGCCAAGAAAAACAAAAUCCAGGAAAGGGAAGAAAAGAGAAGAGGCAGUUGAUGAUGAUCAGAUUAGCAAGAAUGUGGCGUUAAACGUGGAAGAUGAAGAUCCUGAAAUAAAACGUGUAGAAGAUGAUGAUGAAGAUAAAGCGAAUAAUGGAAAGAAAACAAACAAGAGAGGAAGAAGGCGUGUUGCAAAAGGAGAAAGCGAAAUUAAAAUAAUGAAUAAAAAUGAAGAUGGCAACGAGAAGAUGGGGAAUGCGACAGGAAGGGUGGAUGAUGAAGAUAAAGAGAAUUGUGAAAGAAAAAGUAAAAAGAAAGGAAGAAAACGAGAGCUUGCUGAGUCAGGAGAAAAUGUUCUGAAAGGGAAGGAGAAAGGAUCUGAAAAAGUAGGAUCCACCAGGAAGACGAUUGAAGACGAAAUCGAAGAUAAAAGGUAAGAUAAUUUCAUACUGUCUUAUUCGACGAGCAUGACCUCAACACUCCAAGCCAAGUUACUUACCUUCAUUCCUUCCCAAAAAAAAACACGCGUUACGACGUGGGUGUAAAGAACUUGGCUUGAGAGGGUUUAGUAUAUUUGACUAAGAGCCAGAAUUUUAGUACAGUCCAUGCCUCAGAAUUCAUUCUUCCAAGAAUAAAUCUACAGUCAACUUAAUGUUGUCUCCACAUAAUUUAUUACCAGGGAAGCGCCAGAGAAAAUGGAGAAGCAGGAAAAAACAACUAAGAAGAAACGAAGAACGUUAUACAGCAUUAGAGAGAAUACGACAUUCUUUAAUGCCACAAACUCCAUAUUCCAGGUGCAGUAUUUAUUAGUUGAGACCAGUGCUACCAUAAUUUUCAUCACCAGUCUACUAAUCUUUCUAAUAAUAUAAAUCUUCCACAUGUACCUUUGUCUCAAUUAAGCCCCUUCUCUGAUAACCCUCUUUCUAACUAGCCCUGUUUUGAUGAACCCCUAUUUACCCCCCUCUUUAUUAAACCCCUUCACACAUCCCCCAGAUCGAAAAACAUGUGUACUGAUUAAGUUUAUCAACUGGGCUGGAGAUUCACAUAUGAAAUCGUUAUUUCUGGAAAUAAACCCAGCCCCAAAAGACGAUUUAUUAUGAUACCAUGUUCUAUCUUUCUAGGAAACUCUUACAUUCAACCAAACACGGAGCAGCACUGCAAUGCCUCCCUCGUUGUCUUCGUUCAUGAAGGCAUUUAUUGUCCCAAAAUUGAAGAAAAAAUGAGACGUUUUGAGCUCCAUUGUAAAUUAUGUACAGUAAUACAUGCACAGGUAUGAGUUAUAUCUCGUGAGAAAAACUAUGACCUAAUUUUAAAAUGUAGAGCUUUUGUAAUUACUCAUUUAAAACGCUGUUAGGGGACGGACCAUUAUUUUUUGAGGAGAAUGAACAUUUAUGUAUAUUGUUUUUUCCAAACCAUUUUUCUUCUUCCUGCUUACAAAUUUUUUGUCCAGCUAAUAACAGCUUAAAAAGUUUGCAGACAAAGAUUUCUCAUCCUCGCCCCCGCCUUCAAAUUAUAAUGCCCCGUCCCUUAGGGCAUUUGAGGUGUUUAAUUGUAAACUGCACAAAAAAUAUACAGCAGUAACUGGUAUGAUAAGGCUCGAAGAUUAAGACAGUUACAUGCAAGUCGGAGAGAUUAUUUUUCUGCAAAACGAUUGGUAAACUUCAUGUAUGUCUUAUGGCUGACAUGGUUUAUUCGCUGUGGUACUUUUAUAGUCUUAAUUUUAACGCCACAGUAAUCCUUAUCAAUGUAAGUUUGAUGCAAACCAAAACGUCUACAGGUCAUCUCUUAUUUCCUAACUUGCAGUUAGAGCGGACAGUAAGAAUUUUAAACAGCGCAUAAAAGAACAUAUUAUUAACCGGCCUUGUGAAUAUGAUUCAAAUAUGUCAAAUAUUUUCUUGCCAUGUCUAUUCUCAAUAAUUUCUUUGUAUUGCUAAUGUAUAUUGUCCAGAUUUUCAAUAUGCUAUAUUUAAGUUCCAUGUUUCUUUGUACUCUUAUUAUAGUGUUGAUAAUAAUAUGUAUGAUAGGAGAAUAAUACGCUAUUCAAUUUGGAUACCUAGUCAUUAUCAUACCUCAUAAUCAUAUGUCAUAACCACAUAUUAUAUGUAUGCAGAUUGUGGCUUUUACGUCUAGACUGUUUCAGCAGGCAAUUAGAACAAUUACAUUACGCAUAGCUGGAUUUAGUAUUGUAAUUUACAGGAAUGUUCUUAUAGAGAAUUGCAAGCAUAGCAUAUUGUGAAUUCUUACUAUGACUGGAGAAAUAAUUAUUGGAUGGGCUUCGAUGCAUUGCAGCUGUAUAAAAGUAGAAUGGAUGAGCGUUUUCGUCUGUAACUGUGGCAAUUACUGGUGAUACGGCUUAGUUCUGCUUUUGCUAUUUUAAGCUGUUCUUUGCUCAGAAUAGAUACAGAAAUUGUGAAUGCUCUAUUAAUAAA
Paramuricea clavata is the source of this 7516-nucleotide messenger RNA. The record is from the annotation of a GenBank genome assembly. NCBI's taxonomy places the organism in Eukaryota, Metazoa, Cnidaria, Anthozoa, Malacalcyonacea, Plexauridae.